AUGCAGAUCCGAGUGCCGGAAGCUGUUAAAAGAGGAGAUUCGGUAACGUUAGUAUGCGACUACGACUUGGAAUCUGCCGCUUUGUAUACUAUCAAAUGGUACAGGGACGAUGAGGAAUUUUACAGAUUUGUGCCCAAGGAGUCACCGCCCUCACAAGCGUUCACCGUUUCGCACGUUAACGUUGACGUGAGUAGUUUUCUUGAAUCUGUUAACAUUAUGUAA
Messenger RNA from Diabrotica balteata, 222 nucleotides. Lineage: Eukaryota; Metazoa; Arthropoda; Insecta; Coleoptera; Chrysomelidae. The record is from the annotation of a GenBank genome assembly.